Molecule: messenger RNA, 354 nt
Organism: Strongylus vulgaris
Lineage: Eukaryota; Metazoa; Nematoda; Chromadorea; Rhabditida; Strongylidae
Source: the annotation of a GenBank genome assembly
AUGGUAGCUACCGUUGCGUUUUCAAAAACUUAUGCACCUGAAUGUCCGGAACUUGUGCUCGGUGGAAUUGCCCAAUUUGCAAGGAAUAGCUUUGUGGAGGUCAUGUCAAAGACAAAUCCGGGAAUGGUAGCUACCGUUGCGUUUUCAAAAACUUAUGCACCUGAAUGCCCGGAACUUGUGCUCGGUGGAAUUGCCCAGUUUGCAAGGAAUAGCUUUGUGGAGAUCAUGUCAAAGACAAAUCCGGGAAUGGAUAAGCCGAUCUGCGAUGUUCUCACUGCAUCCUGGUCAUACCUUGAGAGAAAUGGGAUGGUGCAUAUUGCGGCUGUAGAUGCGAUGGCGGAAGACUUCGCGUGA